AUGAUGGAUUCUUUAAAACGAGGAGUUAAACGGAAAAAAGUUUACACAAUGAGCGAACCUGAGCAAGAUUCCAAAAAACAAAAGAAGAAACCUAUAAACACUUCUAUCUAUAUCAGUAAUUUACCAGUUGAUGUCACUGAAAAUGAAUUGGCAGAAGCUUGUUCAAAGUAUGGCGUAUUAAUGGUAGAUCUGGCUACUGGUCAUCUUAAAGGAGAUGCACUUGUAACUUAUUUGAAAGAAGAGUCUGUCACACUAGCAUGUCAAUUGUUAGAUGAAACUAUACUGAGACCCGAAGAACCUUAUAAAAUACGUGUUCAAAAAGCUGAAUUUAAAGAAAAAGAUCCUAAAAUAUUAGAAAGUAGUCAAAGUAAUUCCAAAAAAGUUGAUAAAUAUGAAGUAAAGAAAAAACUUCGUCAACUUGAAAAAGCAGAACGUUAUAAUAAGAUAGCAAUCUUGAAACAUAUGUUUACCAUAGAAGAAUUGGAGGAAGACAUUCGCAAUGAGUGUGAGAAAUUAGGAGAAGUAACGAACGUUGUAUUGUAUGAUAAAGAACCCGAAGGAAUUGUUUCAGUAAAAUUUAAAGAUCAAAUUAGUGCUGAAGCAUGCGUACUGAAAAUGAAUGGGCGAUUUUUUGCUGGUCGUCGUGUCGAGGCAGAAAUAUUUGAUGGAAAACAAAAGUAUCAAAAAACUGGUUCGAAAUCCAAUGAAACAGACGAAGAAGAAGCUACCAGAUUAGAAAAAUAUGCUAAAUGGUUGGAGGAACAAAAUACUGGCACUGCUAGUGCCAAGACCAAUACCAUUAAUGUGGAUGUUGGCAGUGAUGAUCUUGGCGCUAGUGGUUCCUCUAGUGUUACAAAUAAUCUAGUGAAAGAGAAUCCUGAACAAAAUACAAAGACAACAACCGAGAAUAAUUUGGUUAACGCUUUAAGAAGCUUCAGAAAUCAAAAUUUACUUCAGACUAAACAAUCAGCAAUAACCGAGAAAGAUAUCUUAAUCAAUCGACCUCAACAAAGAUUGAAAGAGGAAUUGAGAGCUGAAAAAUUGACCACCAAUCACUCCUACAUAUAA
Messenger RNA from Entrophospora candida, 1068 nucleotides. NCBI's taxonomy places the organism in Eukaryota, Fungi, Glomeromycota, Glomeromycetes, Entrophosporales, Entrophosporaceae. The record is from the annotation of a GenBank genome assembly.